GCUGGUACUUUGUUACAUUUCACUGAGGAUUUCCUGGCAGUAAGGAAGGUGCAGGAUUGUAGAGGGACAGAUGGAAAGAUCGCUGCUGCAAACACAGGGCUUCUUAGAGAUCAGGAACAGCACCCAGAGCGGGCUCUUGAUCAUUGGAAACUUUCCAGAGAAAUACUCCGAGCUGCAAGUUACUCUCGGCCCAUCAUCCAUAUGUCUUAGUACUGGAGGGCAGUGCAUCAACCUAGAUUUGCCAGUAGGCGUCAGAAUUGUUCCUCCCUCCUGCCGCAAUCUCCAGUAUGUCGCAGGAGAUGGAUUCCACAUGAGGCUGCAAGUUCAGAUUAAUCAACCUGCAGAGCUGGUACCAACUGUCAUAGAAACUUUGCAAGCCCAGACAUCCUAUAACUUUCAGUGCCAAACCUGUCGACAAUCUGUGCUCAAGAAGCAGACGUUUCAGAGAGUUUUACCGUUGCCUAGUGAAAAUUGGAGUGAUUUGGUGGAGCACUGGUGCUGUCAUCCUGAUCCAUUUGCCAAGGCCUUACGACCGAGGUUGGAUGACUGUUUAUUAGGCGACACUUUCCUACUUGUGAAUGUGGCGAGCAUUGAUAAAACUGCAGUGCAUGAAGAGCCAGCAGGGCAGUCAGAUGUCAAGCAGAAUGCAGUUCACAGUGGAACCCAUGUGGUGCAGAUGGAAAGUGAAAAUAACACAAUAGUUUGCACUCGCUGUAGAAAGUUGCUGGGAAUUGUGACUUCAUCAGAUACCAUUAAAUUUUAUAUCACUGAGGUGCUGGUCCAACCUUUGACAAAUAAGACUUUGAAAAGACAGAUACGUGAAAGAUCUUGGUUUGUGGAGACUGUGAUUGCUGGCCGGCUGAAGGAGUUAUCAUCUGCUCAGUGUAGCUUCAGGUUCUGUAUUCAGGGGCACAAUGGUAAAACCUAUAUUCUGCUCUGGCUUUUGAAUUCUGACAGCCUGCUGGUGAGAUCACACAACGAUGUAAAAGGUGAUUUUGCUGGAGUUGACAAGAAGGCUGUAAAGCCAGAGUCAUCUCACAAAUUUUGUGAAGGAAGCAACGCUGUCAAAGUACUGUAUCAGCCCUGUUUAAACGGGAGAAACAAAAUUGCAGAAGAGAAGUGGGAGAAGAAUAUUUCUGUACACUGCAUGACCCUUCCAGUGAGCACCUGCCUGCAGUUGUUACUCAUCCUAGCUUCAUCAACUGCCUCUCUCCCUCCUUCACUACAGAACAUGAACUCUUUCAAGGUAGCAUUUUUGAAACUGGAUUGAUCAAAGUCAUUACCUGAUUGGAGGAGUACUUGGACUAGAGAAAAAGUCCUCCUAACUGUGAAAUAAUUGGAGAAUGAUGAAGAUCAGUUUACAAAACUACUGUUUAUAAAAACGUGAAUGUCAUAUAGUGAGCCAUUUGAUCAACCUUGAUGAGGGAAAUAUAAUGUCUGCAGGCAGCGGCUCAUCAAGACAAAAUGUAACUUCUGGUUUUCUAUCCAGGGUAUCAGCAAACCGUAAAUCACUUACCAGAAUAAAUCUUUGAAUCCCACUGAAACUAGUGUUUGGUUAGAAAUAUUUCUUCUCUGAAACAUCUACAUUAUACUGUCAAAAUCACUGCAAAACUGCAUAUUGUAAUAUGAUUAAGUUGAUUCUAUAAUCCAUUUAGGUGAAAUAACAUCAUCAGCUGUGACCUUUCAACCCUAUUAUAUUGCUUAUCCUCCUGGGAAUCAAUUUGCAUUUAUAUAUUACUUUAAACAUAAUAAAACAUCUAGAGGUGCCUUGCAGGUGAAUUAUAGAGGAAAAUUUAACAUUGAUUCACAGAAUGAGUUUUUUAGGUCGAUGUCCAAAGUCUUGCUCAACGAAGUAGGCUUUAAGGGACGUCUUAAAAGGAGAAUAGGAAGGAGGAGAUAGUUAGCAAAAGAAUUCCAGAAUUUGGAGUAUAUUAAACAUUAACGUUAUGAACAUGUUAAUUACAGCAAACGUUGUUUUAACCAGUUCUGUCACUCCUGAUAAACCAAAUUCACUCAAUGUCCAGUCUAUGGGACAGAUGUGUUUUGUUCAGAGGUCUAUGAACUUAGUGGAGUUACUUUGCAAUACGAACUAGGAAUGGAAUCAGUUUUAUGCAUAACAAUCAUUAGCACAAAACUGACUUUUUCAUAUUACAGACGUAGUGAUUGAGAUUGUCAGCUAAAAGGGAAUUAAUAUGUCCUAUUUGUGUGUAGGUGAACAAAGAUUUCCAUGUUAGGUUUGUUCACAUCAAAAUCUAAACUUCAGAUUUGGUUCUGCACCGUGCAUUAUGUAUACUGCAUGUCUGAUCUGUUUUCAGCUUAAUCCUGGCCAAUACCCCAGUCUGGGAACGUGUUAAAGAAGGAAGUAUUCCUGUCCAUUUCAAAGUGAGAUGUUGUGAAAAGCAAUGGUUAAUAGUCUAUUUAUUAUUUUUCCUCCUUGAUUUUUGAAAUUUAAAUAUUUCUGUUUAUAUUAAUGUGUUGCUGUCUGCAGUGAGGAUUGGAAGAUGGGAUUGUGAAUUUACAGUAGUAAAUUAUGGUUGUUUAUCCAUCAGUUGUAAUCUAUAACUUGUGCCAGUUAGUACUUGAGCCUUUAUUAAAAGGACUUAUUUGGCCAUUGACACAGCAAGAGAUUGAGGCCCCUUACAAUUCACCACGCUCAACUUCAAGUCAACUUUCUAGCCAUAUCUUAAGGCAUAAACGUAAACAUUCUGUGCUGGUUUCCAUGAAAAAUAAAACAUAGUCUUUUUAGCA
This is a messenger RNA of Rhincodon typus (whale shark), 2748 nucleotides long. It is a transcript of the gene ube3d, whose product is annotated as ubiquitin protein ligase E3D. Gene Ontology annotation, cellular component: nucleus; cytosol; ubiquitin ligase complex. Bases 71 to 1270 code for a protein of 399 amino acids. The transcript has 10 exons. Lineage: Eukaryota; Metazoa; Chordata; Chondrichthyes; Orectolobiformes; Rhincodontidae. The record is from RefSeq and is a predicted model, not a curated record. Gene Ontology annotation, molecular function: ubiquitin conjugating enzyme binding; ubiquitin protein ligase activity; cyclin binding. Gene Ontology annotation, biological process: proteasome-mediated ubiquitin-dependent protein catabolic process; protein polyubiquitination; protein monoubiquitination.